AUGGUUUUGGUAAUAAUCGAAGUAAUAGAAGGAGAAGUGGAAGGGCAAACACAUACCGACUUGCCGGAAAGUGAACGUGCUUACUUUGCUCAUCCUAUAGAUGUACACCUUGCUACUAGAACAAUUCAAGGAAAAUUUAAAUUAAAAUUAAAAAAAAUUUUUCCCUUUAAAGGCUGGCCAAGAAUACUCGUAGAAGUGUGGCAUUAUGAUAAAUACGGGCGUCAUUCAAUUUCUGGUUAUGGAAAUUGUUUUGUGCCUAGUUCACCUGGAGAGCAUAAAGUAGAGUGUCAUUGUUGGAGACCUAAGGGAAAUUUUAGGGAAGAAUUGACUCGGAGUUUUAUUGGAGGGGGAUUGCAGCUACGCUCAGCUAAUGUUCUUUUAGGUAUUUAA
Molecule: messenger RNA, 390 nt
Organism: Meloidogyne enterolobii
Lineage: Eukaryota; Metazoa; Nematoda; Chromadorea; Rhabditida; Meloidogynidae
Source: the annotation of a GenBank genome assembly